Molecule: messenger RNA, 2955 nt
Organism: Pezoporus flaviventris
Lineage: Eukaryota; Metazoa; Chordata; Aves; Psittaciformes; Psittacidae
Gene: LGALSL
Product: galectin like
Exons: 5
Coding region: 192-707 (171 amino acids)
Molecular function (GO): carbohydrate binding
Source: RefSeq, a predicted model, not a curated record
UCCUCGCUUUCCUCCUCCUCCCCCUCCUCCUCGCCUUCCUACUUCUGCACCGGCCGCGCUCCGGCUCCGCCGCUGCCCCUCAGCCGCCGCGGGUGCCGCACCACCGCCUCCCUCCCCGUCCUCCUUCCCUCCCUCCCCCCGCCCCCGCCGGUCCCCCUCCGCCCCGGCCCCGGCGCCGCCGCUUCCACAAGAUGGCGGGGACCGUGGCCGAGCGGGACGCGCUGAAAAUAGAGGACGGGCAUUUAAACAACUCGCUGGGAUCCCCGGUGCAAGCUGAUGUGUACUUCCCACGCCUGAUCGUCCCCUUCUGUGGGCACAUCAAAGGAGGAAUGAGGCCGGGAAAGAAGAUCUUAGUUAUGGGCAUAGUGGAUCUCAACCCCGAGAGCUUUGGCAUCAGUCUGACUUGUGGGGAGUCGGAAGAUCCUCCUGCAGAUGUAGCCAUUGAACUGAAAGCUGUGUUUACAGACAGGCAGUUUGUCAGAAACUCUUGUGUAGCCGGAGAAUGGGGAGAGGAGCAAUCGUCUAUUCCUUACUUUCCUUUUAUACCGGACCAGCCUUUUAGGGUUGAGAUACUUUGCGAGCAUCCCCGUUUUAGAAUAUUUGUGGAUGGACAUCAGCUCUUUGAUUUUUACCACCGUAUUGAAACACUGUCAGCAAUUGAUACGAUAAAGAUAAAUGGAGAUCUUCAGCUUACGAAACUUGGCUGAGCUUGUGAGGACUGCAGAUUCCAAACCGGCUCAGGUGCCAUCAUCCGUUUGGAGAAGUGACAGCCGGCUCUGGACACAGCUAUGGUAGGAAGGCUGCCCCGUUCCUUUUCCGCAUGCAGUUCUUCACUCCUGUGCCGAUGAACCGGGCUGUUGUUUAUCCUAAUGAAGAACACUGUUGGUUAAUAGACAUUGAGCCGUUUUUCUUGGAUCAAAAUAGCCUACCUAUACUGGAUAAUCAAAUUGGAAUGGAUUCAGAAAGACUUGCACUCUUGUCUCAGAUCUCACAGAAAGGCAAUUUCUCAAGCGCAGCGCUAAAACCAGUUACUGAACAGCAGUGACAACAACAGAAAGUUUUUCUUUUGCAAAUAUUGUUUCUGCACUGAAGUGGAGUAGUGUAGCACAACAUAGGGCCACGUGCUGACGUCCUUACCCAGGGCCUGAGCCUGGUUCCAUGGAAAUCAAUGGCAAAACUCCCACUCACUUUAACUGGGUACAAUCAAACUGUCUAGUCCUUAGUCAAGCACAAUUCCCACUGAUUUCUAUGGGAUUUUUGCACAUGCCUGGGCGUCAGCUCUUCUGCUGGUCUAAACCAGCAUCACCUCCAUGGCUUGCAUGGAGUUUUGCUGAUGGCUGCCAGCAGCAGACUUGUCCCAAGGACUGUGCAAAAAUGGAAUGAGGGUAUGAGGACACUGCCUGUGUAUUUUAGUCAGGGUAUUUGCAUAGAAUGUAGAACGUUACGAGUUUUUGCACAACGUAUUGUUAAUACAGUUUUUAAAGCUUAUCUGUAGUUUAUUUAUUUAUACUCAUUGUAUGUAUUAUUAGUAAAAAUGAACAACCUUACUGAUGGUUAAGAAUCAAGCAAAAGUGUAAACAUUUUGAAUGUACAAAAUGUCUUUUAGGUUCUUUGGGUAAACUUUACAUAUCAUUCUUGAAAAAUCCUGUUUCCUGUCGAGCAUUUAGUUACAUUUUAAUGGAGCCCUCUAGGCCCUGGGAAAACGUGGGCAUGGUAGUUGGUGGGGGUGGGGGGAACUUUUUGCAUAUUCACUCAAAACUGCUUUUCAGGGGUUACUAACUUUGCUGCAUAGGAUAGGUUUGAGUUCAAGUCAAUCCUCUGAAAAAACAGCAAAUUUGAAGUUGGAACCGUGCUUGUGUAACCUGAGAAAAAGUUCAGUUUGGCAGCCUCUUAGUUGAGGAAGAGAAUGAGCCUCUUUCCAAGGGAGAUGGGAGAUUUUCUGCACUUGUUUGAGAACAUAUUUGGCCUUUGAUAUGACAAUUAAAACUUGUCUAGACAGCCAAGUUAUUAAUGCUUGAAAAUCAGCUACUGCACAUGAAUAAUAACUUUUCAAGUAGCUUUUUAAAUAGUAGGUAUAGCUGUAUAAACACAGUCAUUGCGCUACACUAUAAAUGAACACAGCCACUUUUCUUGACUUCUUUAGGACUAAAUACACUUUUUUCCUUGGCUGCUCACAACAGACUGUCACUGGUCUUUCUGAGUAGUUAUAAUCAUGAUAGAAACGUAUAUUUAGACAAUUUUGAAAACAUGUAAUAUAGGGACUUUCUAAGACACAGAAUACAAAAACAUCCUUUGUAGGACUGUAUUUAAAGAAAAAAAGAGAGAGAGAAGAAUCUCACAAAGAGAAUUAUGUUAAACCUGCAAUAAAGCUGUGGUUUAAAGCAACUAGAACUGGAAUACCCAAAGUUAAGGGUAGCAUGCCAGUUGCAAAGCCUCAUUUUGCGCUAAUAUGGCCUGCAGUUAAGAAGCCUUAGACUGCAAGCUGAAAUUCCAACUGUGGCUCUAGUCCAAAGCCUGUUGAGGUCAAUCAGAGUCCUCCGAGCACAGAAGCCUGAUUCUUAUUUCAUGCAAGUGCAAAUCUCUUUGCAAAACCAGGGGGGUGUUGUUGCUGCUGCAGCUAAGAAUCAGGCUGCUGCCUAUAAAAUACAAGUUAAAAAUCAAAUUUUAGCCUUAACAUUGACAUUCCCUGACUUUUCCUUCCUUUUUCCAAAUUGAAAACCUGUUGUUUUCCAGAUGAUCUUUUUAGCUGAUGUGUGGCUUUUAAGUUGUACAUCAGAUCCUAUUUGUACUCCAGAUUGAAUAAGAAAUGUUCCUGUCUUGCUCUGUUUUUACUCUUUUACAUGAUACAUGAUGACUGCGUCAUUUUUCCGUUGUAUAAAGAAUGCUGACAGUGUUUCGGUACAAGAUAUAUUCUUAAAAAUUAUGAUUAUGAUGAUAAUAAAAAUCCAAGGGAAA